CGUUUUAAACCGUUUCCCCCCCAUUAUUAUUUCGUGACGAUCGGCGCCGUUUGAAUGAACGCGUUCUGUGUGAGGCCCAGGCCUCUCGCACUGUAGCCCACGCGACUUAAGCCUGUAAGCCAGUACUUUCUGAGGCAAAACUCACCAGAACCGUCGUGUGACACCGUUUAAAGAGCACCGACGCGGCUAAUUAAUAUAUUACGUUACCUCAUGCAGUUGUGUUUUUUUAUUAUCUUCGAGUGACUUACACCAGUGUAAACUGCUAUUGUGCCAUAGGAAUGUGGAGUUGCCACUCGCUGUUGGGCCUCACAGCUGGCACGCGCGCAUUAUUCAGAUAACGUUAACACGUGUACGAUUAAAUACACACUUUAUAAUUAAAGCACUGAUUUUUUUUUAAAUGACUGCUGUGGAAAAUGACGUCUGUCAUGUUAUCGCGGUUCUAGCUUUUGAUGAAUGCCGCAGAGGUGAAGGUGCAGACCCUGCAACUGCCUGCUCACGCCACCACGAGAGGAAACAUCUCGAAAGCCCGACUAGGGUAAACCAACAAGGUAACAUGAUUACAUUCAACUUGGAUAUGAAGGAACAAGACGUUAUGACUCUUCAAUAACAGCUCAUAAGAUCUGUGGCUAUCACAUGCAGUAUGUUUAAUAAAAGGAAAAAAACGACUGUCAACGUAUUAAACGCAUUUAGUAUUGCCAAUUAGAAUACACAAAUCAAUUAUGCUGUUUUGAAUCAAGUCGGAUGUAUAACUAAAGUACAUUGGUAAAGUUGCAUUCAGGUGAUCCAGUUGCCUUUGGGGUUUGAUUAACAUUAAUGUACUGAAUGUCACGUUUGAAGAAUACCUUGAACUGUUUAUCAAAGAUCAUAGCAAGCACAAGCAAUGAGCUCAGAGAGAGAUUUUCUUUUGUUAAUUUUAACCCUGCCACAUUUCCCCGAAGUUCUGAGUCUGUGAAUAGGACGUCAGUAACGGGCAUGCCUGUGAGUGCACCAGAAAAACGGGUUAAGAAUGGUAAUAACGAUGAUGACCGUAAAGGCAAUGGGAGUAGAGAUGGUAGCUCAAAACCAGUGGAAUCAUCCAUUCAUGAUGUCCGUGACGAUAGUAGUCCUAAGGGAAAUAUGUUUAGCGUGCCAUAUUUUGGCGUUGACCUUGGUGAGGCCAGCAAGCACAUUUCAAAGCAUGUUGAUCAGCACUUCUGGGAAAAUGAAGCUACCCCGUCAGAAGCCGGGCAACGGGCGUUAGAACCAAGUCAACCGUCACCUGAGAAGCAACCUGUUGAGUUGGUUUCGGUGCAGGUGAAGAGUGGUGUCGAGGAACCGGUGCAGGAAAAGCUGGCGAGUGCUCGAGGUCAAUCUCCGAAGAAAAAGGCGUUCUCAGACCACAUCCGACACCCCGUCAAUUUGGUGGGCGGCUAUGUCACGGGGCUGGCGAGCAAACUCCGUGAGCCACGGCUUGUGAAAUCUUCUAAGAUGGGAGAGAAGGAUGCAGCUGAUUUCUCGUCAGAGAAAGAGGCAGGGCCUCCAGAUAAGCCUGGCAAAGCUCUGUCUAAAUCGGAGGAGAAAAUGUUGAAGCUGCAGCUUCAAAGAGAGAAGGUGCUUGCACGUGUGAGUGCGGAUAGUCACACGCGGUGCCUGGUGCAGGACCUGAGAAAGGCCAACGAUUUGCGCAGCCAGGUGUGCCGAUUGGAGGACCUCAACAAGCAUCUUGUGGAGUAUCCCGAGUCCAGGCUGGUCGCUGUGGAGGAGAAGGCUAUUCCAUGCCUGUUGCGGAUGAGGCAGGCUGGCAAUGAACGGCUGCAGGCGUCUGUACGUGAAGCCCUCUCUCUCGUCGGAUAUGUUGACCCCGUGCGGGGCUUUGGCAUUCGUGUACUCUCCAUCGACGGUGGAGGAACGAGGGGGCUGGUGGCCUUGCAAACACUGAAGAAGCUGGAGGGACACACAGGGAAACCCGUUCACGAAAUGUUUGACUACAUCUGCGGCGUCAGCACAGGUGCCAUCCUGGCGUUCAUGCUGGGCGUUUACCGCAUCCCGCUGCAGGAGUGCGAGGAAAUGUACCGCCAGCUGGGCUCGGACAUCUUCACUCAGAAUGUCUUUGUUGGCACCAUGAAGAUGGGCUGGAGCCACGCCUUCUACGACAGCCAGGCCUGGGAGAAAAUACUCAAGGAACGGAUGGGAGAAUCGCGAAUGAUUGAAACGGCUCGUAAUUCUGGCACGCCAAAGGUGGUGGCCGUGAGCACGGUGGUGAACGUUGGUUCGGCACCCAAGCCCUUCGUCUUCAGGAACUACAACCACCGCGUGGGCAUGCGCUCGCACUAUCCGGGGGCUUGCAGCUACCGCCUGUGGGAGGCAAUCCGCGCCUCCUCUGCCGCGCCCGGAUACUUCCAGGAGUACAAGCUCAACGAUUACCUGCACCAGGACGGCGCCCUAACGGUGAAUAACCCAUGCGGGCUGGCCCUUCACGAGUGCCAGCUGCUGUGGCCAGGCAUGCCGUGGCAGUGCGUGGUGUCGUUGGGCACCGGUCGUCACGAACUCGCCAGCUCCAGCAACGUCUCCUCCACCAGCCUGCGCGCCAAGCUGAGCAACGUGAUCACCAGCGCCACGGACACGGAGGAGGUGCACACGAUGCUGGACGGCCUGCUGCCCGCGGACGCCUACUUCCGCUUCAACCCGCUGACGCGGGAGGACGUGGCGCUGGACGAGCGUCGAGCCGAGCGGCUCAACCAGCUGCAGAACGACGCCCAUGCCUACCUGGAGCGCAACGGUGCCAAGCUGGAGCGGGCGGCGGCUCGCCUGAGCCUCGGCAAGCCGUGGCGGCAGUGCGUGGCCGACCGCUGGCAGCUCUGGAGGGACACGAUGGGUGUCCGGUCAACCGCCAUGUCUAAGCUGUGACUGUGGAUUUUCCGGCGAUUUUUUUUUCCCUCCCCCCGUUUUUUCCGUAAAUCUGAAAAGCUUUUCGAAAAUGAGGGCCUAACUGAUAACUUUGGCGGGUGCUCCCAUAUGUGUCCGAUUUUUUUGGCAUCAAUGUGCCGGUGUUUCCGUUACCAACAGUUUGACAAAUCGCCAGAGCAAUUGUGGUUUGUCAAGAUAUGAAUGUGGCCCCUGGACGUUGCACUUUCUUUGGACAAGGUGGAACGUAUCUUGAAUUUUUAGUUUUUAUUGGAAUCGUGUUUAUUUUUUUUUCCUCUACAGAAUAUGCAUGAGUGCUGCAGUGAUGCGUGCCGCAUUUAUGGAAUUUUGCUGCUGAAUCCAUGGGAUAGAGCAAUGUGUAGCAGGUUGCGUUCAAGACCUACAUAACUGCAACAGUAGGUGGGGAGCACUUUUCAACAAAUGUAUGCUGAUCACUGACUGGCAAUGAUCACCUUUCUCCUGUGCUUCAUAGUAUUUUCAGUUUUUCAUUCCUUUUUUUAUCAACAGUAUAUGCACGGUUGGACGUCUUUAUGUUUUGUACAUUUAAAAUCAGUGCCGAUCAUUGUAUGAAAUUCAAUGUAACUACCAUUAAAUAAAACAUGGAAUGCUAAUGUCACAAUGAUUUGACAAAAAAAUCCUUAAAUAUUUUUUAUAUAUUCUACCAGCUGUUAGUGUUCCUUAAGUUAGGAUUUGUGUUGUUUUUUUCCCCAAUGAUUUGGUUUCAGUUUAUUUAUUUUGGUAUAGCCCUGUGAGCCAUUCGGCUCUUGAAUCGGAUGCAACCACAACAAACAAAAACACGAACAAGAAAAC
Messenger RNA from Petromyzon marinus (sea lamprey), 3714 nucleotides. It is a transcript of the gene PNPLA8, whose product is annotated as patatin like domain 8, phospholipase A2. The record is from RefSeq and is a predicted model, not a curated record. Gene Ontology annotation, biological process: arachidonate metabolic process. Gene Ontology annotation, cellular component: membrane. NCBI's taxonomy places the organism in Eukaryota, Metazoa, Chordata, Hyperoartia, Petromyzontiformes, Petromyzontidae.